Molecule: messenger RNA, 354 nt
Organism: Homarus americanus (American lobster)
Lineage: Eukaryota; Metazoa; Arthropoda; Malacostraca; Decapoda; Nephropidae
Product: protein FAM200B-like
Exons: 1
Coding region: 1-354 (117 amino acids)
Source: RefSeq, a predicted model, not a curated record
AUGAAUCGUGUCUUCGAGAUGAAAGACAAAAUCAGGCUCUUUCUGGAAGUGCAAGAAAAGAGAGAUCUUCUGGCUCACUUCGAUGAUGAAACGUGGAAUAAAAGGGUUGCGUAUCUGGCGGACAUUUUCGACCAGCUGAACAAGCUGAAUUUGAAACUUCAGGAAAGGGAAACACACGUUCUCCUAUUUCAAGACAAUCUACGCGCCUUCAUAUCCAAAUUGCAGAACUGGAGUCAGAAAAUCAAUUUUGGGAACCUCGCCAUGUUUGAAAAACUCUGUGGAGUGAUGGAUGAGUCUGAGGGCGAACUAGAUCAGUUCCUGAAGGAUGAGAUUGCCGGAUUGCCGGACACCUAG